This is a messenger RNA of Polistes dominula (European paper wasp), 676 nucleotides long. RefSeq lists its product as uncharacterized. Gene Ontology annotation, molecular function: SUMO transferase activity. The record is from RefSeq and is a predicted model, not a curated record. Gene Ontology annotation, cellular component: synaptonemal complex. Lineage: Eukaryota; Metazoa; Arthropoda; Insecta; Hymenoptera; Vespidae. Gene Ontology annotation, biological process: reciprocal meiotic recombination; homologous chromosome pairing at meiosis; protein sumoylation.
UAUAUAUUUUAUUGACAAAUGAAUACUUACAUUUGUAAUAAAUGUUAUUCUACGAAAAACAGAAGAAAGAAACCAUUUAGAAUAACACAAUGUGGACAUAUAUUUUGUGAUAAUUGUUUAGACGAAGGUAUAAGACCUUGUCCAAGAUGUAAUAAUGGGGAUAUGGCAUCAUUGCAAUUGGAAGAACCAUUAUUACCCAAAGUAUCAUCUUUGUUUAUUCCAUUAAAUGAAGCUAUACAAUCAUUACCAGAAAUAGCUAAUUUUCAAAAUACUCAAAAUAACAUUAUUCUACGACGUUUUUAUCAAAUUGAAGCAAAAUAUAAUCUAUUAAAGGAUGAAUAUCGUAAGCUUGCACAUAAUAUGCAAGUAAUGUCUGACAAAUAUCGUAAACUUCGUGAAGAAAUGGAAACGAUUAAUAUGAAAUUUGUUAAUUCUAAUAAAUUAACUUCCAAUGCUCAAAGUAUUUUUAAUCGCAGAGAGAUGCUAAUGGAUACACGAAGAAUAAUGCAUCAUGAUAGUAUCACUCCAAUUUCAAAAUCUUACAAGAGUGUAAGAUUUACACCAUCAACUAAUCAAAGUAUAUAUGAAAAAUUACGUAAAACGUCAAUAACGUCAGUUGUACCAACAAUUCGUUAUUACAAUACAUCAUUAAUUAAUAAACAAAAUUGAAAUUAUA